UUGGUCCUUACUCCUUUGGUAGUGUGUCAAACAUAAGAAUUGCCAAAAGAAUCCAACAUAAUUAGUCACCACCCAUCAAUGAUUCGACUAUAAAUACAUACACAUAUGCCUAGUUCAGUUCUUGCAUGCCUUACGAAAAAAGAUGAAGGGAAUCGUACUAAGAUGUGUAGUUACACUUCUUUUAAUCAGUGUUUCAAUAACAGAAGCAAUAGAGAAUCCACACAACAGACACAGAGACAACAACAACAACAACAAGAAUAGUUUUGCUAGAAGAAACAAGAGAGUCAAAAGCAACAGAAGAAGAAGCCGAAUUAGAAACGGUGAAGCCUUCGCAACAAAGUGUGACGUGUUUUUCCGGUGCAUUUUCGGCACUUGCGGUCAAUGGAAUUUCCCACUUAUCCCUUGUCCUGAAAACCCUUUUUUGCCUCCUCCGGUGAUCUUACCACCGCCUCUUCCCCUUCCUCCCCCACCGCUACUCCCUGUUGUCAUACCCUGCCCACCACCGCCGCCUCCAAUCAUAGUCAACGGUGCACCACCGUGUGUUACUUGUGUACAACCAUCACCGCCACCGCCAAUUCCGGUUCCGGUUCCUUGCCCACCUCCACCAUCGCCUACUCCACAGCCUUGCAUUACUUGUGUCCCAACCCCUGCAUUGCCACCUCCUCAGCCUUGCAUCACUUGUGUGCCUGCCCCAGAACCACCAACUCCUCAGCCUUGCAUUACUUGUGUGGUAGCACCAGCUCCACCGGCACCAGUACCAGUACCUUGUCCGUCGCCGCCAUGUCAUCCGGUUAUUCCAUUUGUCCCUACGCCGAUUUUUAAACACCCUCUAUUGCCACCAUCGGUGACGCCGUCUCCUGUUCCAAUCCUAACUCCACCUACUACUCCGGUACUGCCGCUGCCUCCACCUACUGCUCCGGUACUCCCCCUGCCUCCACCUACUGCUCCGGUACUGCCCCUACCUCCACCUACUGCUCCGGUACUGCCCCUACCUCCACCAACUGCUCCGGUACUGCCCCUGCCUCCACCUACUGCGCCACUUCCGCCACCAUUAUCUUCUUCUCUUCCCACACCACCUUCUCCAUUAGUUUUAUCGCCACCACCAUCACUACCUGGCGGCACGGUUUCACAGCCACCGUUUACAAUCACUCCGCCUCCUCUUUUAGGCGGUGGAGCUCCGGGAAUCACCGGCUCACCUCCUGCUCCUCUUUUAGGUAGCGGAGCCCCAGGAACUGUCGGUAUAUCUCCUCCGCCGCUAGUUGCCGACCUACCGCCCAUGCCACCAAUAGCAUGGUUUUCGCCGCCUGAUAUACUUACCGGCUCACCGCCGCCAUCUCCAGUUUUCCUCCUUCCUCCGCCAUUAGACCGGUCUACAUUAACGCCGCCAGAUGCACAAUUUUUACCGCCGGUUAUAACCACCGGCACUCCUCCACCGGUAGAUAACCUCCCACCGGAUGUAGUCAUCGGAGAACCGCUGGUUCCAUCACCGCCUGACCAAUCUUCGCCGGAGCUUCCACCACCUGAUGUAACCAUCGAACCACCAAUUGAACAGUCAACACCUUCGCCACCAGUCAUUCCCGUGACUCUUGCUCCACCGGUUCAAGAUUUCCCGCCAAUUUUACCCCCACCGGUUGAAGACCUCCCUUCGAAUUUACCUCCACCGGCUGAAAAUUUCCCGCCGAUUUUGCCUCCACCGGUUCAAGACUUACCUCCGCCGGUUGAAGACCUCCCUUCGAUAUUACCUCCACCGGUUCAAGAAAUCCCGCCGAUUUUACCUCCGCCAGUUCAAGAGAUACCGCCGGUAUUCACAUUACCUCCGCCGGUAACCACAUUACCUCCGCCGGUUGAAGAGAUACCGCCGGUAUUCACAUUACCACCGACCGUAGAAGAUCCGCCAUCAGUUCCAGUAUUCUCCGCACCGCCGGUCCUCGGAGAUUACCCACCGCAAACUCCCGUAUUUACGAAUCCGCCAGAGGUCACGAAUCCAUGGCUACCGCCGGACCAAACGCCAGUAACGUCAUUCGCGCCACCGAUCGAGUCAACCCCAACGAUACCGGAUAAUCCAUUCCCGGUUACACCAAACCCGGACAUGGGUUCAGAUCAACCGUUGGUUCAGCUUCCUCCGCCCACUUGGGAUUCACCGCCGUUUAAUCGUUAAUUUUCUAAUAUUUUACAAAUUCUCGUUAAAAAAAAAAAAAAAAAAAUCAUGUAAUGGUGUAAUCUUAAAUGUAAUAAGCCGCAAUGCCACGUUGUACAAUUCAUUGGCUGUUAUUUGCAUUUCAAUAAGAAGAAAUAGACUGA
Molecule: messenger RNA, 2301 nt
Organism: Camelina sativa (false flax)
Lineage: Eukaryota; Viridiplantae; Streptophyta; Magnoliopsida; Brassicales; Brassicaceae
Source: RefSeq, a predicted model, not a curated record